CUCCUGCUCCUGCUCCUGCUCCCGCUCCCGCUCCCUGGACACCUAAAUGAAGGGAAGAGGGCUGUCUGGGGCUAUUCCCUCGGGAAUGAGACGCGGAGGGGCUCGGGAGGUAUUUACACACUACCAGUCUUUUGUACAAAAACCAAAAGGACCAACCAAAGCAAAGCAAAAAGCCGCCAGGCUGCCGCCUGGCAUUCCUAUUUUUUUCUGAGUCAUCCAGCCCAACGUGAGUAGGGGGGUAUGCUCCGGUCUGGGAGUGCUCAGCGCUGGAAAUGAACCACCAGGGCUAAUGGGAAUCUUCUGUAUUAAGAAUACCUCAUGCUCGACUGUUGCAAUCGCCCAUUAAGCCCACCUUAAUUGCGUUGAUUUAUUGGAUGUUUGUAUGCAAAGGGUUUGACAUGUGUCCCCCUCUUCGCUUUCUGCUGAGUACAGAAACGCCACCUGGCCCAACCUGUGCCAGUUUUACUGCCCAGACACUGCUUUCCUGCCAUUCAUCACUGUGACUGUGAUCUAAACAACUCCACUGCCUUUAUCCUGUGUCCUACCAUCUCCCACCCCCGUCGGCACAGAGGGAAUAUAGAGUGCUCUUAAACCUGGAAAAUAUUCUGCUGAUGGGCACAUAAAUCUCUUCUGCAGAGCUCUGUCAUUUAACUAGCAAGGCGAGGUGAUGCUCACUGGGUGAGCUACUUCCACAGCGAGUUAAUACCUCAGGACUUCCUGGGAUUUUUUUCCCCAAGGUUUAGGUGGGAAAAAAAAAAAAAAAAUCAGGUAGAGCUUUUGAAACGCGCUUACCUAGGUAAUCCUCUAUAGCUGGGAAGGGGGUAUGAUUGCACGGAAACUUUCCAGAGCAGCCUGGUGCGGGAGGAUCCCAGCAGCAGCAGAGUCGGAGGCGGUAAAGAAGCCCCUACUUGAUUCCAAAGAUACUCUGCGCUUCCAAACGCGCCAGGUGGACACACAUGCGAAUGUACGUUUUGUGAAGACGACGCCUCGCCCCUACCCAGCGCUCCUCAGGCCGGCAAAAAUACAGGUAUUGCCGAAAGUAGCCCUCGGUAAAGCCGGCAGGCGCACCGGGGGGCAGGCGGCGGGUAGGCAGGAGCCGCCCGGAGCCCCCCAGCCCCGGAGCCCCCCCCGGCGCGCCGUCCCCUGCCUGCCCCGGCCGCGGGACGGAUUUAAUGAAGUCUGGAAAUCCUUUCCUAUCCCUCCUGGAGAAUACUUCCCCAUCCCAAUCCAAUCCAAGCUUCCUCAGGGGAUCAGGAAGAGUAAUGAACUUUUCCACCUUACCUCCCCACGCAGACUUGAAGACACUCCUUUAGACACGCUCACGACUCCCUUAACCACCAGCGAUUUCUGUCCAUCCUCCUACACCGGGAGAAAUACUGAGCCCUACCAUCAGCCAUGCGAGCGGCUGUAUCUGCAAGGGUUAAACUAUGUAGCAGGCACAGCGCCUGAUGAAAACAUUAAUAAAAUGCGAUGAAUAAGCGCUGGAAUGGCAAAGACUCGGCGAGUGAGACUGCGGUGCGGAUUGCAAGUUAGUGCCGAGAGCGGUGACUAUCGUGCGGAAUGGACGUGGGCAAGCAGGGCUGGUGCUUCGUAAUUUCUUCGAGUUCAGAAAGUGGAGCCAGCCAGGCUACUGGAAGGUUCAGGUGCAAGGCGAGGCAACUGAGACGUUUCUUUUAUUUUAUUCCCUUCUCUCCGCCCCCCCCCCCCUCCCCCCUUUUCUGUUAAAGUGUAGCCUUUUGGUUGAAAACAAGCAAUCUGAUCGUGAAAU
Molecule: messenger RNA, 1768 nt
Organism: Tyto alba (common barn owl)
Lineage: Eukaryota; Metazoa; Chordata; Aves; Strigiformes; Tytonidae
Exons: 2
Coding region: 824-1474 (216 amino acids)
Source: RefSeq, a predicted model, not a curated record